Molecule: messenger RNA, 815 nt
Organism: Diorhabda sublineata
Lineage: Eukaryota; Metazoa; Arthropoda; Insecta; Coleoptera; Chrysomelidae
Exons: 5
Coding region: 103-636 (177 amino acids)
Source: RefSeq, a predicted model, not a curated record
AUAAAACAUCAUUAAAUAGUAUACCUGAUCAACCAGUAGACAAGAUGCAAAUUGCUGUGAACAAUGUAGAGACAAGAUUUGAUGCAGAACAAGUUUUUUUAAAUGAAAUCGAUUCAAACAAUACUCCUAAGAAUAUUAAGGAAUUGUUGGACUCUUUUUUUGAGUGUGAUGCCUGAGUAUUGGUAUUAUAUACUUCAUGAUAACCAAUUAGUACUUGUUUAUACUGAUCCCUUUAGGGAAACCGAAAAACUUCGUGUUUUUAUACAAGAUGAUUUUUCAGUAAUGGUUUCAUUCAAGAAGAAAAGACAACUCAGCUUAAACUUGAAAGUUACUACUUCUGCAGAUCUUUCUAAGCUUCUUGCAGAAGUGAAGCGAACACCCGUUUGUGAAGGAACAGGAAUUGAAGAAACGAGCGUCUCUGGAAAUUGUCCCGGUCUCAUUCUGAACAAUUAUAAACGGCUACCACGGAAUCCGAGAUGUUUUGCAUGCCGCACUCUUCGUGAUCGACUCUUCACUAAAGCAGCUAGACAGCGUAGCUCUGCAAAUAAAAAAUACAAAUCUCAAAUACCACUGAAACGACUUAAAAACAAAUGUAAUCGCUUACAGAAAAAGUGUGCGUUGUUUAUAAGUCGUUGAUCCAGAUGGACCAACCUAGGGAACCUAGAUAUUUCAUAUAAAUUGAAACAGCGGAUUUUUUGUUCCCGUACCCUUUUAUGAUUUUUCAUAAGUAAAUACACUAAGUUAAGUCCUUGUUUUUCAAUUAUUUGUAUUGUACUUACGAAGGUCAUUUUGAAAUAAAGAAAAUAAUUCAAAAA